AUGGAAAAGAUGUGGGCGGAUUUGCGCUGACGUUGCCUAUACCCGGGAUUAACUUGUUUUUUUGUCGCCAUAUCUAUCACAUUUUGCACCCGAUCUUCUGUUGCUUAUCGCUAGUGUAGACUUUUAUUGAGCGUUCAUCUUGUUUAACCCUUUGAUUUGCUCUCCGUGCCGUGCGCGCGGUCGGAAAGGCUGGCUCGGAAGCGCGCGAUACAAUGUGAGUUGUGCGGAUGAGGAUGAGGUUCCAGCUCUGAUGUCCUGUCACACAGAUGGGGGCCGACGGCAGUAAAAACAGGAAGAGGCCUGCUGAGGAGCAGGAGGAUGAGCACUUCUCAUCAGGAUGGCGUGGAUUCCUGUCCAGCAUGGGUCUGUCUCUGCCUGCUGGCCUCUGCCGCCUGGCCCCACCUGCCCUACGUCUGGGGCAGCGUCGAAUGCUCCAAGGCAAGCCCCCGGACAUCCCAGAGCAUGUCCUGAGGUUGGCAGGGGUUGGCCCGGACAAGCUGAGAGCAGAGUGGAGCCUCCCGGGGUUCAUUUCCAUGUUCCUGCCCGAAUUUCCCCACAGAACUGUGCCUGGACACGAACACUUUCAGGUUUUGGGUUACAUCGCCAAAGGAUCAUUUGGACCCAUUCUUAAAGUGAAGGACAAAGCCAAACAGAGAACAUAUGCUGUUAAAGUUAUACCUAAAGCAGAGAUUCUGAGACUUGGCGUACUGGAGCAGUCAAAAGAAGAAGUUAUAGUCCAGCGUCAGGUUCGCCACCCAUUUGUCCAUGACCUCCAGGACUGCUGGCAGACACAGCGCCACAUCUACAUUAUGUGUGACUACUGCAGCACCGGAGACCUCUACACCUACUGGCAGAUGAACGGCCAGUUUUCAGAGGAUACUGUACGAGUGUUUGCAGCAGAACUGGGAUGUGCCCUAGGAUUUCUUCAUGACUUUGGGAUCAUCCACAGAGAUGUGAAGAUGGAGAAUAUCCUGUUGACAGAUAAUGGACACCUCCGCUUAGCUGAUUUUGGUUUGUCCCGUCGCCUGGAGAGAGGAGGAAGAGCCUUUACCAUUUGUGGAACCAUCCAAUAUAUGGCUCCUGAGGUACUCAGUGGUGGACCUUAUAACCAUGCAGCCGAUUGGUGGUCUUUGGGAAUCCUGCUGUUCUCAUUGGUUACUGGGAAGUUCCCUGUGCCUCCAGAACCAGACCACUGCAGUAUGCUACGAAAAGUAAGGAGUUUUCCUUAUGAAAUUCCUCUCAACUUCAGUCCCCCUCUGGCCUUGCUGAUCACUGAGUUGCUCUGCAAGAAUCCUGCUCGCAGACUGAAGACUCUUGAUCGAUUCAAACGUCAAACCUUCUUCCAUGGAAUAACCUUUGACCUCACUCUGCUGCAGCGCCAGCCGGUGCAGGUGAUACUAGAGCUGAGGGAGAGACCAGACCGAGCUGCUAAGGCUCGACGAGGCCUCACAUUGUCUCUGCAGCCCCUCAAGGGCUUCGACUACGACGCACUGCUCAGCCCCCCUGCCACACCAGACACACUACUGGAAACCAACACAAGUCGCACAGUUGUACCACUGCCUGGCCCGGCACUCACACUGCAGCCUGCUCAGGAAAAAGGUCUACGCAGAGAAGUGUUUGUGUGAUGGACUUUGAGUUUACUUAUGGAUUGCUAAUGCACAAAAAGUAAUGGCCUACGUGUAUGUUUCUGCACAUUUAUUCACCCUUACACAGAGCUGUGAUACGCCUUGUAAGAUAAGAUGUCUGAUAAAAGCCAAAACAUUUGAUGAUAAUUUCAUUUGGAUCUAUGGUUUAGAAGAUAAUAAGUUAUUUGAAUCUUUAACUCAACACUGCCCCUUCUUUACUGUUUUUUGUACUAUGCUGAGCAAAAUUUGUUUUUUGUCUAUUUGCCUUCCUCAAGCGCUUUUUCACAUCCUCUCAAGUCUGUUUGCUCACAGUUGUGCAAGAAAUAUUGCACCCUUUACCAUCUACUUUCUGUUUUGCAGUGAUUGGUCAUGGUUGCCCUUUUAUACGAAAUGUAUGAACACUAUCAGGUAAAGACAUUGCACAGAUUUUUGUGGACCACAAACAUUUCUUUGUGUUUUUGUAUAAAUCUAAACACGUCCCUUUAAUAGAUGGUUUUGCUUUGUUCUCUUUCUUUAUUAAUUAGGAAACAAUUGUAACUAAAGUGUUAGGAAGGACCUCCUUAUUUCACUUUCCAAGUCUUUCAGUUGUGGUCAUUACUUUGAAGCCUGUUCCUGUGUUCAUGUGGUGAUGCUGUCUUUCCCAAGUUUGACCUUUGCUGCACAAAUUGUAUAGCUGAAAAAUCUUUUUCCUCUGACAUUCCUGUAUAAAAAUCAUGCAAGAAGAGCAACAUCAAAUCCACAUUUUUUGCCUUCAUUGUCUGCUUCACUUUUUAUCAUUUAUAACCUACAACUUAGAGAAGCACUCAGUGGUUUGCUUAACCUGGCCUUGUUUUCUAUAUCACCACAGGUCUUUGCUGUAUACAUUUGAUCUGUGGCUACAAAGAUUGAGAGAACAUGUUUGUUUACUUCCAUCUAAUAUUUUGAUAGAUUCAGGGCUUUUUUAAUUGUCCAAAACGAAUCACCCCCUCAUGUACUUACCUAACAGUCGGAAAAUUUGAUGAUUUUGUAAAGUAUGCCCUGAUAUACCCAGAAUGCCUCACAUGUCUGAUCCUAAGCUUGUUUGUCACAAAAACGCUUAUUUACAAAUUCCUAUUUAUAGCAUAUAUAUGUAUAUUUUGAAUUUGAUGUUACAUGUUAUGCAAUUAUGUAUUUUUGUAAUAACCUGUAGCACAGAUAAAUUAUUAAACCUACUUUAAAGCUU
This is a messenger RNA of Sphaeramia orbicularis (orbiculate cardinalfish), 2826 nucleotides long. It is a transcript of the gene rskrb, whose product is annotated as ribosomal protein S6 kinase related b. The record is from RefSeq and is a predicted model, not a curated record. Gene Ontology annotation, molecular function: ATP binding; protein serine/threonine kinase activity. Gene Ontology annotation, biological process: protein phosphorylation. Lineage: Eukaryota; Metazoa; Chordata; Actinopteri; Kurtiformes; Apogonidae. The transcript is spliced from 13 exons. The coding region runs from base 267 to 1625 and encodes 452 amino acids.